Setaria italica (foxtail millet) is the source of this 1685-nucleotide messenger RNA. Its product is annotated as ammonium transporter 3 member 3. Gene Ontology annotation, biological process: ammonium transmembrane transport. The transcript is spliced from 4 exons. Gene Ontology annotation, molecular function: ammonium channel activity. Gene Ontology annotation, cellular component: plasma membrane. The coding region runs from base 1 to 1488 and encodes 495 amino acids. Lineage: Eukaryota; Viridiplantae; Streptophyta; Magnoliopsida; Poales; Poaceae. The record is from RefSeq and is a predicted model, not a curated record.
AUGACAUUAGCACCUUUGAUUGAUCCAGUAGUUUGGAGAAUGAGAACCAUGGCAGGAGUGAUACCUAUUGCAUACCGCAACUCUUCGUCAUCACCAGACUGGCUCAACAAGGGUGACAAUGCGUGGCAGAUGAUAUCUGCGACCCUCGUGGGCCUGCAGAGCAUGCCAGGGCUGGUCAUCCUGUACGGCAGCAUCGUCAAGAAGAAGUGGGCCAUCAACUCGGCGUUCAUGGCGCUGUAUGCCUUUGCAGCCGUCUGGAUCUGCUGGGUCAUCUGGGCAUACAACAUGUCGUUCGGUGACAGGCUCCUGCCCUUCUGGGGGAAAGCAAGGCCUGCACUCGGGCAGAGCUUCCUGGUGGCGCAGUCUGAGCUCACAGCCACCACUGUGCGGUACCACAACGGCACCCUUGAGGCGGAUAUGCUCCAUCCAUUCUACCCAGCUGCAACCAUGGUGUACUUCCAGUGCAUGUUUGCCACCAUCACAAUCAUCAUCCUUGCUGGAUCGCUGCUCGGGCGCAUGAACAUCAAGGCCUGGAUGGCCUUUGUGCCGCUCUGGAUCACCUUCUCCUACACAAUCUGUGCCUUCUCGCUAUGGGGUGGUGGCUUCCUCUUCCAGUGGGGUGUCAUAGAUUACUCUGGCGGCUAUGUCAUCCACCUCUCUUCUGGCAUCGCCGGCCUUACCGCUGCCUAUUGGGUGGGGCCAAGGUCAGCAUCAGACAGGGAGCGGUUCCCUCCAAAUAAUGUCCUGCUGGUGCUAGCAGGGGCAGGGCUGCUGUGGCUUGGAUGGACAGGUUUCAACGGUGGUGAUCCAUACUCGGCCAACAUCGACUCGUCUAUGGCAGUGCUCAACACACAUAUCUGCGCAUCCACCAGCCUGCUUGUGUGGACGCUCCUCGAUGUCUUCUUCUUCGGAAAGCCGUCGGUAAUUGGCGCCGUGCAGGGUAUGAUCACCGGUCUUGUAUGCAUCACCCCUGGUGCAGGCCUGGUGCAAGGGUGGGCAGCUAUUGUGAUGGGAAUUCUCUCAGGUAGCAUUCCCUGGUACACCAUGAUGGUGCUGCACAAGAAGUGGUCCUUUAUGCAGAGGAUUGAUGACACCCUUGGCGUCUUCCACACCCACGCAGUCGCAGGGUUCCUUGGUGGCAUCACCACUGGACUUUUUGCUGAACCAGUCCUCUGCAACCUCUUCCUCUCCAUCCCAAACUCGAGAGGUGCAUUUUAUGGUGGUGAUGGUGCAUCGCAGUUUGGGAGGCAGAUCACUGGUGCACUCUUCGUCAUUGCCUGGAACAUCGUUAUCACUUCCAUAAUCUGUGUCCUUGUUAGCCUAGUCCUGCCGCUCCGAAUUUCUGAUGAACAGCUGCUUAUCGGGGAUGAUGCUGUACAUGGUGAGGAGGCCUAUGCUAUAUGGGCAGAAGGUGAGCUCAAUGACAUAACCCACCAUGGCGAGAGCAGACAUAGUGGCAUCGCCGUAGGAGUCACACAGAAUGUUUGAGCAUAUCUUGUAACAUUAAAAGAAAAAAAAGUAGAAGUGCAUUUAUUUCUUACCAAUUGACACGACAGAAUUGUAAGCGGCGAGGCACAUGUUUAUGGAGGAAUGUGGAAUGUGCAGAUUUUCUUUUUGUUUGGAACUUUCGAAUCUUUUCUGCUUUCAAGAUUAUCUAUGUUUUAAAUUUGAAGCUACAGGAACUA